This is a messenger RNA of Ochotona princeps (American pika), 2419 nucleotides long. It is a transcript of the gene RALGPS2, whose product is annotated as Ral GEF with PH domain and SH3 binding motif 2. Gene Ontology annotation, cellular component: plasma membrane. Gene Ontology annotation, biological process: positive regulation of GTPase activity; Ras protein signal transduction. Lineage: Eukaryota; Metazoa; Chordata; Mammalia; Lagomorpha; Ochotonidae. Gene Ontology annotation, molecular function: guanyl-nucleotide exchange factor activity. The transcript has 20 exons. The record is from RefSeq and is a predicted model, not a curated record. Bases 333 to 2084 code for a protein of 583 amino acids.
UGCGCGCACGCGGCUCCGCCCAGCCCGCUCGGCGCGCCCCCGCAGCUCGGCCCUCCUCCUCCUCCUCCUCCCCGAGCGGCGGCGCGGACGGGGUGGAUCCGGCGCACCGCCCUCCCCCGAGCGGCGGCGGGCACUGAAUGAGAGACGCCGACUGCCCGGCGGUGCGAGCGCUGGCCCGGGCGGCGGUGGCGGCUGUGGCGGCGGCUGCCCGGCCUCGGAGGCGACGGCGGUGCGGAGGAGGCAGGGGAGGUGCGAUGCGGUUGUGGCUUUGGCCAUGAAGCGGCCAGUCCUGCGUUGCUGUCGCCGUAGGGUCGCGGACUGAUGAGGGAGGCAUGGCCCUCAUGAACGGGCAGGCAAGCAGUGUGAACCUCGCGGCUACGGCUUCCGAGAAAAGUAGCAGCUCUGAAUCAUUAAGUGACAAAGGCUCCGAGUUAAAGAAAAGUUUUGAUGCUGUGGUUUUUGAUGUUCUUAAGGUCACCCCAGAAGAGUAUGCGGGUCAGAUAACAUUAAUGGAUGUUCCAGUAUUCAAAGCCAUUCAGCCAGAUGAGCUUUCAAGUUGUGGAUGGAAUAAAAAAGAGAAACACAGUUCCGCACCAAAUGCAGUUGCUUUCACAAGACGAUUUAAUCAUGUGAGCUUUUGGGUGGUCAGAGAGAUUCUUCAUGCCCAGACGUUAAAAAUUAGAGCAGAAGUUUUGAGUCACUAUAUUAAGACUGCAAAGAAGCUGUUUGAGCUGAAUAACCUUCACGCACUUAUGGCGGUGCUCUCUGGCUUGCAGAGUGCUCCGAUCUUCAGGUUGACUAAAACAUGGGCGUUAUUAAGUCGAAAAGACAAAACUACCUUUGACAAAUUGGAAUAUGUAAUGAGUAAAGAAGAUAACUACAGAAGACUCAGAGACUAUAUAAGCAGCUUGAAGAUGACACCUUGCAUCCCCUACUUGGGGAUCUAUUUAUCAGAUUUAACGUACAUCGACUCAGCAUACCCAUCAACUGGCAGCAUUCUAGAAAAUGAGCAAAGAUCAAAUUUAAUGAAUAACAUUCUUCGGAUAAUCUCUGACUUACAACAGUCCUGUGAGUACGACAUUCCCUUGUUGCCUCAUGUUCAGAAAUACCUGAAUUCUGUUCAGUAUAUAGAAGAACUGCAGAAGUUUGUGGAAGACGAUAAUUACAAGCUUUCAUUAAAGAUAGAACCAGGAACAAGCACUCCACGGUCAGCUGCCUCCAGGGAAGAUCUAGUAGGUCCUGACGUGGGAGCAUCACCGCAGAGCGGCAGAAAGAGCAUGGCAGCCGAGGGGGCCCUGCUCCCACAGACGCCCCCGUCCCCACGGAAUCUGAUUGCGCAUGGACACAGGAAGUGCCACAGCUUGGGCUAUAAUUUCAUUCAUAAGAUGAACACCGCAGAAUUUAAGAGUGCAACAUUCCCAAAUGCAGGGCCGAGACAUCUGUUGGACGAUAGCGUCAUGGAGCCCCACGCGCCGUCUCGAGGGCACGCGGAAAGCUCCACUGUUUCCAGCGGAAUAUCAAUCGGUAGCAGCGAUGGUUCUGAGCUAAGUGAGGAGACCUCAUGGCCUGCUUUUGAAAGGAACAGAUUAUACCACUCUCUCGGCCCGGUGACAAGAGUGGCACGAAAUGGUUAUCGAAGCCACCCGAAGGCCAGCAGCUCUGCGGAAUCAGAGGAUUUGGCUGUGCAUUUGUAUCCAGGAGCAGUUACUAUCCAAGGUGUUCUCAGGAGAAAAACUUUGUUAAAAGAAGGCAAAAAACCUACAGUAGCAUCUUGGACAAAGUACUGGGCAGCUCUCUGCGGAACACAGCUCUUCUACUAUGCCGCCAAGUCCCUGAAGGCUACAGAGAGAAAACAUUUCAAGUCAACGUCAAAUAAGAACGUGUCUGUGGUGGGCUGGAUGGUGAUGAUGGCUGACGACCCAGAGCACCCAGACCUCUUCCUGCUCACGGACUCCGAGAGAGGAAAUUCAUACAAGUUUCAAGCUGGGAGCAGGAUGAACGCAAUGUUAUGGUUUAAGCAUUUGAGUGCAGCCUGCCAAAGUAACAAACAACAGGUUCCAACAAACUUGAUGACUUUUGAGUAAAUGCCUGAGACAGCAAAGUGGCACCCUGCCCCUCCGGAGCACUGGGACCCGCGAGCGAGCGCCAGCUGUAUGCCAUCCUGUGCCGGGGAGAGCCCAGGGCUCACUCAGCCUUCCGGAGUUCUGAACCGAAAAAGCACUAAUUUCAGGGAAUGAAGUGUGAUAUUCCCAGAGAACCGAUUGGAAUUAGAAAACAAACUGCCAUGAACCAUGCUUAUCUCUGAACUGACCUGUGGAAACCACUGCCUUAAAAGAAUGAAAGCAAAACCAACAUGACACCAAAUAGUGUGUGUGAAUCUUCUGGCGCUGCUGUGCUUGGAGUAGAUCGUAGCAAAAUU